AUGGCCCGCCUCCUCCAGGGCUUCGACUGGAGCUCGUACAAGUGCAAUCUUGGCGAGUUGACCACCAAGGGCCAAGAAACCACUCACCAGCUUGGACGCGAGCUCCGUUCGAGAUAUAUCGACCACUUGAAUUUUCUACCACAAAAGCUUCAUGACCCAAAGACGGUAUAUUUACGGAGUACACAGUAUCAACGGACCUUUCUGUCCCUGCAGCAGGUUUUCAGGGGCCUUUAUCCUCUUGACAAGCGAAGAAUCGACCCUACACAGCUGUCAGCCACUGUUCUCAGUCCGCGAGAGGAAACCCUAAUGCCUCCAGAGGACUACUGCCCGAGAUUCCAGACGCUUCUCGAUGUGUUCACAAAACGCGCCGCAAUUAAAUGGAAUAACUCUACUGAAAUGUCUAUGAUACAAAAAAGUCUGGGUAAAUGGAUGCCUGAUGGCAGCACUAUUGCCGUAGACUCAAAACCCUGGAAGCUGCAUGGAAUCCUCGACACCAUUUCAUCGGCCACAGCGCAUACCGAAAUGCACAAGUACUUACCCAUACAGUUCUUUGACCCAGAGAUGCGGGCGGCAAUGGAGCGAAUCUGUGCCGAAGAGGAAUUUGCCGGUUAUGUCUACAGCUCUGAAUUCCGGGAACUAGGGGUUGGAAAGGCUCUUGCUGAGACAGUCCAACGCAUGUUGGACAUGAGGUCACGAACAACAGAAUCAGCUCGACUCUGCCUCCUAAGUUGUCACGACUCAACGAUUGCUGGGAUUCUGGCAUCACUUGGAGCCAUGGUCGAACCUGGUUGGCACUGGCCUCCGUUUGCUGCCUUCCUGGCCCUCGAGCUAUACCGAGGACAACCUGACGAGACGACGCAAGGCCAGUCCUGGUAUGUGCGAGAAGUCUUUAAAGCGACGGUCGACCAACUGACCCCCCAAGACUGGACGCCCGGUCUUCCCUAUCAUGGACACCUUUGA
Diaporthe citri is the source of this 960-nucleotide messenger RNA. RefSeq lists its product as uncharacterized. The coding region runs from base 1 to 960 and encodes 319 amino acids. Gene Ontology annotation, molecular function: phosphatase activity. The transcript has 4 exons. Gene Ontology annotation, biological process: dephosphorylation. The record is from RefSeq and is a predicted model, not a curated record. NCBI's taxonomy places the organism in Eukaryota, Fungi, Ascomycota, Sordariomycetes, Diaporthales, Diaporthaceae.